This is a messenger RNA of Harpegnathos saltator (Jerdon's jumping ant), 1389 nucleotides long. It is a transcript of the gene Wbp2, whose product is annotated as WW domain binding protein 2. Bases 100 to 939 code for a protein of 279 amino acids. NCBI's taxonomy places the organism in Eukaryota, Metazoa, Arthropoda, Insecta, Hymenoptera, Formicidae. Gene Ontology annotation, biological process: positive regulation of DNA-templated transcription. The record is from RefSeq and is a predicted model, not a curated record. Gene Ontology annotation, cellular component: nucleus. Gene Ontology annotation, molecular function: transcription coactivator activity; chromatin DNA binding. The transcript is spliced from 4 exons.
UGGGAAAUUCUUUGGAUCUCCCAGCACUGCCGAAGAGAGACGUCCGUUAACGGUCGUCAAAAGUUUGACAUCGUCGUGUGGUUGCAGGCGUAAGCAAAUAUGUCAUUGAAUACGGCGCACACCAACGGUGGAGUUCUUCUCCAUUCUGGCGAAUGUAUCAUACUCUUCUGCGACAAUGUCAGUAUGGAACUUCACGGGCAAGAGCAAGCGGAGUUUAUCGGCAAGAAGCAAGGCAGAUUGUACCUGACGACGCACAGGUUGAUCUUCAAUGCGAAAGAUCAGAAGGAGAGGAUGCAGUCGUUCAGCUUUCCGUUUGUCACGUUGAGCGAGGUCGGUGUAGAGCAGCCGAUUUUCGGCGCUAAUUCCUUAGAAGGCAAGUGUCGUGCUCAGCCCAAUGGUAACUGGAUCGGCGAGUGCAAGUUCAAGGUGAAAUUUAAGAGUGGUGGCGCGAUAGAAUUUGCUACAGCCUUGCAGAAAGCUGCACUAAUGGCUCAAAGCAAUGGUCCGCCGAAUGAUGCACCUCCACCGUACACACCUCCUACAUCUGAGUGGUAUCCGGCGCAACCUUCAGCUUAUCAACGACCACCUUCUGGUUAUUAUGGAUGGACGCCUCCGACUAACGUAUUCCCAGAUGUUCCACCAGGAAAUACCGUCUUCAUGACAGAUAGUCCUCCACCAUAUCCAGGUAUAUACUCGUAUGCUUUCGGACAGGGACAGGGCCCUAGCAUUGCAGUGAGACACCAAGGAGCACCCGGAUGGGCAAACCCGAGUUACAACGGCCAGCCGAUGUCUCAAGGUGCGUAUCCCGGCGCUUACGGGCAACCGCCUCACAGCGGUUAUCCGUUAAACCCACCACCGUACUCGCCGUAUCCGCAAGUCAAUGCACAAGGUGGAUCUUAUCAACAACCAGGAUACACUCCGUACCCACCUCACUACUAAUGAAUUGUAAUGAGUGCGUAUAAUACGCGUAUGCGUGUAAAAUGUGUGCCUAUUCGCUUAAUGAUAUAAGCUAUAAACAAGAAUGCGAUAAAAAACAAAAAAAGGAAAACAAUAUAACGCUUCUCUGAAGAUGCUGUGUCGAGUUAUACCGAAUGCGAGCAGUGUGCAAAUAUUUUCAAGUACCUCGUACUCAAAGAAACACAUUAUAAAUGUUCUCUCGUGGUAAGGAGAGAUGAGCGAUUUUGCUUUGGCUUGUUCUUCGAGGCACACCAUCGCUGCGUCCUCUUUUAUUCAUUGCCGGUGUAAAGACGAUGUCGGUUCCUCCUUUGUUUGUGAUUACUUUGUGAAUUUUGUGAUUACUCCUCCGUUAAUUCCACGAAAUAAUAAGACACGUUAUAUUAGACUAUUAGCAACGAACAUUACGAUAAUUAAAUGUUAAUUAAAGGACAA